CCAGACGUCGAUGAGUCAACAUGUCGAUUGUGAGUUGAGGUGUGGGUGCAGACUUGCGGAGCUGAAGUGUAUUCAACGGUACGGCCUAUCUCGUGACCGACUGAUGUGUUAAUUCUAAUGACUGAUCGAUGCUACGUGGAUUUGGUUGCAUGUGACAAGCACUGGCUGCAUGAAACAGGCUAUGUACGCUUAACACUUGUUUGUUCAACAGUACGGGCAUGCAGACGAUGGGUGUUCUCCGCAAAGGCUUUGCCAGCCGGAAGCUGUACUCCUUUGUUUUAGUUGUGGUUGUUGUUUUUUACCUGCUUGUGUGGCAUAACGGAGGUUGGAUAGUGAACAGAACAAGGUUAGCCCAGUCAAUUAGAGAUGGUGCCGACGUACAGGAUUUUACUGUGUGCAGUUCGGCAUUGGACAGUACUAGUCCAACUAGCAGAAGGGACGAGGCUGACCUGCAGAUGAAACUCCACCAGUGCGCCCGCUACAUUAGCAAGCUUCUUACGGAAAGUGAGGGGAUUAGGAGUGCCGUACAAGAGGUUGACUCAUUCUCUAAAUUGCAGCCCUGGAUCCAAGGAAAUACCUGCCAAAACGAAGUGAGGCAAAGGUUUGAAAAUGGUACCCAUGGUGGCCAUCCUACCAACGAAUGUCGACUGAGCAACUGUUUUGAUUACUCGCGAUGUCCUUUAAAUUCAGACUUUUCAGUAUACCUUUAUCAAGGUCUUGGAAAGUUGUCAAAUGGUAUUGAAAAGGUCAUGACAGUUAAUCCGUACUAUACUUCCGAUCAAAAUACUGCCUGCGUAUUUUUAGUUCUGGUCGAAGGAUCCAGUGGAAAUGGAUUGAGCCCUACAAAAUCUGUAGGGGCGAGUUUCUCAAAGCUGCCAUCUUGGAAAGGGACAGGACAAAAUCACGUCCUCUUAAACUUAGCAAGGAACGUGUCUUCCCACAAUGUUCUCCAAACUGUCAGCAGUAGCCAUGCAAUCGUUGCACAGUCCAAUUUUGAAGUGUCACAGUUUCGGCCGGGCUUUGAUAUUGUCACCCCGAUGCUUCUGGGGACAGAUGCCACCUUUGACUGGCAUGGAACACCUCGGCUGACACCGGCCAAGAGAAAAUACCUACUGUCAUUCCAGGGUGUUCAGUUACCACACAGGACUUCUCCUUUUAGAGACAGCAUCCAUGAUGCUAUCCAGAGUUUGAAGACAGUGUACAGAAAUCAAGUUUAUAUUGACCUCAGUUGCCCACAAAUCCUUGCUGACCGUGACUUUGUGUAUCCUUCGGAAUGGUGGAUGUGUGACAAUAAUGAGAAGAGAGCUGAAAUUCUGAGACAGUCAACGUUUGCGUUGAUUAUAGCCCCCACUGACAGGAUCUUGUCCUCGACAAUGCUGCAGGCGAGACUACACGAAGCCUUGAGGCAAAAUGUUGUGCCCGUCGUCUUAGGGGAACAGGUUCGACUCCCGUUUGCCGACUUCAUCGCAUGGGAAAAGGCAGUGAUAAUCUUGCCUAAGGCUCGAGCAAAGGAAAUGAUCCAUUAUCUCUCGUCUAUCCACGAGAGCGACAUACUGGCCUUGCGCCGCCAGGGGUGGUUCCUAUGGACGACGUACCUGAGCUCCACUGAAGCGGUCAUGAACGGUAUCCUAGCGACACUUCGCACCAGAUUGUCGCUUCCUCCAAGACCUAUUCCGGCAACGCCAAGCCAAGGUUUAACUCGAAUAGAUGUUGGGCCAACCCAGAAACGCUCUUCAUCGUCUACAAAAUACCUACGGAACUCUUCGUACCUGAGCUGGGCGCGGGAGCCUUCCUGGAACUCAUUCCCUGGGCCUUACCAUCUUUAUCCCAGCACGCCCUUAGAACCUGUUCUUCCCUCUGAUGUCUACUUCGAACAGGCAGGGAAAACCUUUGAGCCAAUUAGUAAAGGCACCAGGAAAACUGGGGAGGCGUUCCGAAAGUCACUUGGGGGCAAUUCGCCGAUUGAGCAGUUCACCGUCAUCAUUAUGACUUACGACAGAGAACCUCAGCUGAUCACACUCCUUAGCCGGCUUCAGGGGCUGCCCUACAUGAACAAGGUUUUGAUAGUGUGGAAUCACCCAAAGCCUCCGUCUUCAUAUGCAAAGUGGCCGAAACAACGGGUACCUAUGCAGAUUAUCCUACAGGCGAAGAAUAGCAUGAACAAUCGGUUUCUUCCGUUUGACGAGAUCGAAACGGACGCCAUUCUUUUCCUGGACGACGAUGUCCACAGACUGACGCAUGACGAGAUUGAUUUAGCCUUCAGAGUAUGGCGCGAGAACCGGGACCAGAUUGUGGGUUUUCCUGGCCGUAACCACGCAAUGGAUGUGAACAACGAGAACUUUAGAUAUGACGCAGAAAAGUCGUGUGAGGUGUCAAUGGUGCUUCCCCAGGCAGCCUUUUUACACAAGUACUACAACUAUGUUUACUCUUACGUAAUGCCACAAGCCAUCAGAGACCAUGUAGACAAAACCAUGAACUGUGACGACAUCGCUCUGAAUUUCUUGGUUUCUUUUGUGUCAAGAAAACCUCCCAUUAAGGUUGGUGGCCACUCAGACUUUCCAUGUGUAAAUUGCAAGAGUGCGAUUUCUGCUCACAAGUCUCACUACACCAAGCGCACUCAGUGUGUCCGGUACUUCGGCGAGAUCCUCGGAUACACACCACUACUCUAUACGCAGUACCAAGCUAACUCUAUCAUGUACGGACAAGGAAACAAAGAACCUACCUGCUACAAGGAAGUGUAAACCCCUCGGCUAAUCGAUAAGUGUUUCUUAUUGCAAUGUACAUAUAUAACUAGUUGGGUGACCAGUGUCUUAGAAUACGUGUAGCUAACAUUGUUCUCAUCCCACAGUGGGAACAAAAGAUGGCAUGUUGGUGCUUUAACCAACAUGCCGUCUCUCGUUUAAAAAAGGGUGUCAUCUGUUAAAAACAGAGACAUGCUUUACUGCGAGCGGCUCUCGUGCAAGAAGGUUGUGCGAUCUCAGUUGCAGGCGUGUCAAAAAUGCGAUCUUGUCUAAAAUAACAUUUUAAAAGUUUGAAGGGGAAACAAAGUACAAAUACCGGGAUGAAAAAUUAAAAUGGGUUAACAAAAUAGUAAAUAACUCAAACAACAAUAUUGGCGAAUUCCGCUGAAAAUAUAAGGCAGAACGUAGAACCUGCAACAUAAAAAAGUUGCAAAUAAACCCAUGAACGUUCCCAGCUGUAUACAGAGGGUGCUUCAAUACAUCAUAGACUAUAAGACCAUGCAGGGACCUAUGUGCAGGGUGCUUAAGUGCAUCAUAGACUAUAAGACCAUGCAGGGACCUAUGGGAAUCAUAUAUUGCGAAAAUCCUUUGGUCUGUCUGCAUUAGUUGCAGAAAGCAAACAAAAAGGACAAUAAUGCAUGACU
Acanthaster planci (crown-of-thorns starfish) is the source of this 3385-nucleotide messenger RNA. Its product is annotated as exostosin-like 3. The record is from RefSeq and is a predicted model, not a curated record. Gene Ontology annotation, cellular component: membrane. Gene Ontology annotation, molecular function: glycosyltransferase activity. NCBI's taxonomy places the organism in Eukaryota, Metazoa, Echinodermata, Asteroidea, Valvatida, Acanthasteridae.